AUGAUGAAAUAAUCAGAAAUGCAAAUUAUGUAUUCAUUUUUAGAGAGUUUAAGAGACUUAUUAAAAUGUUUCAUUAAAAUAUUAUUAAAGAACAUAAAUUAUUUGUAGAUUUUGAUAACAGCUUCCAAUAUGAAAGUAAAGCUUUAUAGUUAUGAAAUUAAUAGAAGGAUAGGAAAUGUUUGAAGUAUUAAAUUCAUUAGGCUAUUAUUGUGAAGCAGAUGUAUAGGAAUUAUUUAUAUAAUUAUUCAGUGCAUCGGUAUUUGCCAUAGAGAUUUGAAACCAAACAAAAUUCUUUGUGUAAAUAGUAUUAAUGAUUUUGUUAUUAGAUAAAAAGUAAAUAAAAGUGAAAGAUUUUAAUGUGAGUAAAUUCAGUGAUUCAUACAAAGAAUUUGGAGAUUUACAAGAGAGGGAUAAUAUUGAAAUGUGAAAUAUACUGGAACUGUAUCAUUUUCAGCUUCUGAAAUUUUUACAGGAAAAGGAUAUCAGUCAUAAGAGAUAUAUAUUGAAUAUAGUUAGAUAGUUGAUAUUUAGAGUGCAGAAUAUAUAUUAUAUUCAAUGUUAUCAGGAUAGUUGUCAAU
This is a messenger RNA of Paramecium sonneborni, 578 nucleotides long. The record is from the annotation of a GenBank genome assembly. NCBI's taxonomy places the organism in Eukaryota, Ciliophora, Oligohymenophorea, Peniculida, Parameciidae.